Exophiala viscosa is the source of this 2109-nucleotide messenger RNA. RefSeq lists its product as uncharacterized. The record is from RefSeq and is a predicted model, not a curated record. The coding region runs from base 237 to 2015 and encodes 592 amino acids. NCBI's taxonomy places the organism in Eukaryota, Fungi, Ascomycota, Eurotiomycetes, Chaetothyriales, Herpotrichiellaceae. The transcript has a single exon.
GAGGGGCAUUCGACGAAUAUCACCUGCGAGCCAUUUAAUGAUACUGACAAUCUUUCCUCGAGGACCGACCAUCACGAGAGGUCAUAUCGUGGCCUUCCACUCGCUCCAUCUUGCACUUGCACGCUGGGGCGCUUGCUCUCCUCAUGAUAUCACCUACCUACUUCAGCGUCAAUUGCUACAACCUCCAUCUCUGCGCUAUUGCCCAACAUUGUUGGCAAUGAGUGUCCACGACCACCAUGAACGGUAUCACGGAGCCGUUACCUGGCCUCCUUGAUGAUCCCCAGUUCCAGAUAACAGAUCUGCCUGCUUUGACCAACUUUCAAAUUGCCCCGUUGCGCAACCCUGCCCCAACACGUCACGCAAAUGUCCCAUCACCUCUCGAACCUCUGACAGAUAACAUCCUUAACAACAGUCGAAGUAGCAAGAGCAAGAAGCCUGGUGAAGACCAUAAUGAGAGGAAACGGGGUCCCAAGAUCACACCAAACGAUGUUCUACUGGCUCGAGAAGCAAAGAAGCCGCACUUGGCCAUCAGUGAGCUGCUUGAUGCCAACAAUGGUCCAGAAUUCGCUCCGACUCAUCUGCCUUCAUUCAUAAGCCUGUCUGUGGUCGAAAAGUCUCCUGUUCAGGCCCCCACAUCGCUGGAAUAUUCACAGGGACAAAGACGUUCUAGACUCGAUGUCGAAGCGGAUCACAUAUCUUUGGACUUGAUCAGAAGAUUACCUCGACCCGCUCAGAAAGAUGAGCGGCCAAACAGACCAGCACCGCUUUUGCCGGCGAUGGUCACGGGCUUACAUGAGCCGCCUCCCUCGGCAGCCCUGCUACCAUCCAUCGAUGUCGAAUCACGCCCUACCAUCUCACGGACUGGCACAACUUCCAAGAUCCACGUCAAGGACAUUCUCACUGCCGAGAGCAAUACAAGGACACCAUCAACAACCCUCCCUCAUAUCGCUCCCGCACCAGAGCCGGCGACACGAAAGGCUGACGCUGACUCGCAUUUAGCUCGCCCAGGAGGAGAAAUUCAUGCCGAUACGGAGAUCAACACAUCUGCAACAGCAUGGGACGAGAAAAAGCAGGUCCGGAGACAACGGCGGAAAUGGACCGACGAAGAGACUAGGGAACUGAUCGCUGGCGUGAAGAAGUACGGUGUAGGCAAAUGGAAGCAAAUACUAGACGAUCCCUCGUUUCAUCUACCCGAUCGAAGUUCAGUCGACCUCAAAGAUCGCUACAGAGUAUGUGGGUAUCGCUACAAAGUCUGUACAGACAACAACCAUGUAACGAGACUCGGUGGUUCCUCACCAAAUGGCAGCCCGCCUGAUGCCGAGUCGAAAGCGACAAGCGAGCUCGUCGAAGUUUCACAGCACACCACGUCGUCUGAAAAUGCUCCGGCACCAACGUCGCCCACCGAGCAAGGUCUGAGCCAGAAGCAGCGACGCAGACGUCGUGCUUGGACCGAUUACGAGGACACAAAUUUGCUCAAAGGCGUGGCGAAGCAUGGCUUUCAAUGGACAGCCAUCCACGAUGACCCUGAACUUGACCUUCGGCAUCGCCGUGCGACCGACCUCCGCGACAGAAUCCGCAAUAAAUUCCCGGAUGGGUACAGACAUGCUGAAACUGCGCCCCUGAAAUCCGAAGUCAAAAAGGCAGGGAAGCGCCGUGUCUCUCCAUCUGGGGCUCCUUCAGUCGACACUGCCGCUGCUGUAACGCCCGUCAAACUUCCUGACACUCGUGCCGUUCUGGCAGGAGAGGCGUCCGCACAGUCAAAUACAAGCACGCCUACUCCUGAUCGAGGUGCUGAUGGGUACAGCCACCGUCCAACCAUGACGAUGCUGCUCCACCAUGACAGUGAUCGCGACGACGCCAGGGACAGGGACAAGCACGACAAAGACAGGGAAAGGGACAGACAGAAGGAUCAACCUGGCGUAACACUGCCAAGUUUCACGCUGGACGUGGACGACAUGGACUGGGGCAAUAACACUCUUGCUCCGGUUCACGAUUGGGAUGACGUUGGAAUCUGAAAAGCAACAUGGAUUUAACAAUGCAUGUCGGAUCUACGGGCGUACUUUGCAUCUUCGGGACAUCGAUGAGAUAGAAGUGGGUUAUCAUUGACAG